AUGGGCAAGGCAAAGCAAGGCGAGGCGAGGCAAAGCAAGAAAAGAAAAGGAAAGGAAAAGAAAGGAAAGAAAAGGAAAGGAAGGGAAGGAAAUGGAAGGGAAAGGAAAGGAUUGGAAAGGAAAGGACAAGAAAAGAAAGGAAAGGAAAGGAAAAUAAAAGAAAGGAAAGGAAAGGAAAGGAAGGGAAGGGAAAGAAAAGGAAAGGAAAUGAAAGGAAAAGAAAAGAAAGGAAAGGAAAGGAAAGGAAAGGAAAGGAAAGGAAAGGAAGGGAAAAGAAAGGGAAGGAAAGGCAUAUAUGGAAAGGCAGGGCAAGACAAAACAUGGCAUACCAUGUCGAGGCGUUUCACCGUUAUCAGGAGAAUGAAGAUAUCUUUACCUGCUGAUAUGGCUUUGUGGAAAAGCGCAAAUCGGCUUCUGAAAUUUGACAAG
Molecule: messenger RNA, 429 nt
Organism: Paramuricea clavata
Lineage: Eukaryota; Metazoa; Cnidaria; Anthozoa; Malacalcyonacea; Plexauridae
Source: the annotation of a GenBank genome assembly